ACUCCUCUUUGCUUUGUCCCAGGUGAAGAUACCCACACAAGCCUUCAUGGGUCAGCUGUGAAUGUCCACAUCAGACUGGACAGGAAUUCUGUGACUGUUGAGAAGACUUACAUCACACUGUCAAACCUCAGCACCGUGACCAUCCUCAACCACAGUAAUGUCACAGCCCGCUUCCAGUGGAAGGCUUUUGCUACUCAGGAAGAGGAGGAUCAGCUGAAGCAGAGGUUCUGCCACAGGCUGUGCCAGCAGGAAAAUGCCCAGGCAGAUAAUUUUCUGGAUUGGAGCAGAGCGGACACCACUCGUGGAGAACGCCUUUCCCUGCUCUCCCACAUCUACCAGAACGAGAGGGCAAAGGUGCAAGGAGAUCCCAUGCUGUUCUUUGAUGACAUUUUCACUAUUAAACCGGUGGAGGGAGAGAUCUGGCCAAAUUUUUCAGCUGAAAUCAGUGUGACCUUUAGACCCCAAGAAGCCCGAGUCUACAAACACACUGUCUACUGCGACAUCUCGGGCCAUGAGACCAGGCUGCCCCUGCGCCUCAUAGGGGAAGGCCUUGGGCCCCGACUCCGCUUCCUGUUUGAGGAACUGGACAUUGGGAAGGUUUCUGUCAUAUCACUCCACAGAUACAAGGUGAGCAGCAGGGGUUGGGGUGGAUCCUGA
Messenger RNA from Lepidothrix coronata (blue-crowned manakin), 657 nucleotides. RefSeq names its product hydrocephalus-inducing protein homolog. Gene Ontology annotation, cellular component: axoneme. Gene Ontology annotation, biological process: cilium movement; axonemal central apparatus assembly. The annotation marks the transcript as partial. The transcript is spliced from 4 exons. Lineage: Eukaryota; Metazoa; Chordata; Aves; Passeriformes; Pipridae. The record is from RefSeq and is a predicted model, not a curated record.